AUGCGAGCGGUUUCUCCAGAAAUUUUAGCUGCCCUGCAAAAGAACCCCAAAAAUAUAAGAAAUAUUUGUAUCUUAGCUCAUGUUGAUCAUGGAAAAACAACAUUGGCAGACUCACUUUUGGCAAGCAAUGGCAUUAUAUCCCAAAAAAUGGCUGGUCAGAAUGAAAAUUAUUUGAUAAAUGUCAUUGAUUCUCCUGGUCAUGUGGAUUUUUCUGGUGAAGUUUGUACUGCUGUCCGCUUAUGUGAUGGAGCUGUCAUUCUUAUUGAUGUUGUUGAAGGAAUUUGCCCUCAAACAAAAAUUGCUCUGCAACAAGCUUGGAUAGAACAUAUACAGCCUCUUCUUGUUUUAAAUAAAAUUGAUAGAUUAAUUUUAGAAUGGAAAUUGACCCCAUUGGAUGCCUAUGCACACUUAGUACAGAUAUUAGAACAAAUAAAUGCUGUUGUAGGAGAACUUUUUGCUUCAGAUGUCCAUAAAAAGUCUGAAAAUAAAGCAGCUGAAGAAGAAGAUAAGCGGCAAGAAAAUCUUCAGACUUUUGAUUGGAGCAGUGGCUUAGAUGAUUCAGAUGAUUCUAAAGUCUAUUUUUCACCUGAACAAGGAAAUGUUGUUUUUGCAAGUGCAUUAGAUGGUUGGGGAUUUAGAGUAUCACACUUUGCAAAAAUAUAUUCCACAAAGUUGGGUGCCAGGGAAAAGGUUUUGAAGAAAACUCUUUGGGGUGACUUUUAUUACAACUCCAAAACUAAACAAAUUAUGAAAGGAGCUCAGACUAAAGCAAAGAAGCCAUUAUUUGUACAGUUUAUAUUAGAAAAUAUAUGGUCUGUCUAUGAAGCAGUUUUGAUUCAAAGGGAUAAAGCUAUGAUAGAAAAAAUAACAAAGUCUUUAAAUUUGACAAUUGCACCAAGAGAUGCAAACCACAAAGAUCCGAAAAUUCCUCUUAAAGCUAUUUUUGGACAAUGGCUUACUUUAGCAGAAGCAGUAUUAGCGAUGGUGUGUGAUUUUGUUCCAAGUCCAUUUGAAUUGAGUGAAGAUAAAAUUGAGGGUCUUAUGUGCUCAAGUGCUGUUAAGUUUGAUGCUUUACCAAUUGAGACACAGAAAUUAAAAACAGCGAUGGUGUGUGAAUUUGUUCCAAGUCCAUUUGAAUUGAGUGAAGAUAAAAUUGAGGGUCUUAUGUGCUCAAGUGCUGUUAAGUUUGAUGCUUUACCAAUUGAGACACAGAAAUUAAAAACAGAUUUCAUGAAAUGCUCAUCUUCUGAAAAUGCUCCUGUUAUUAUAUGUGUUUCAAAAAUGUUUCCAGUGGAAAGGAAAAUGUUGCCUGAAAAUAGACAAAGGCCUCUUACAGCUGAGGAAAUUGCAUUGCGAAGGGAAGCAGCAAGACAAAGGCAUGCCGAAAAGCGUAAAGAAAACUCAGAAAAUGAAAGCACUGAUAUUUCUCCACAAGAUCAAAAAGAGCAGGAAUCUGAAGCUGAGAAUGAAACAGCAUUUGUUGCAUUUGCUCAUCAAAAAGAGCAGGAAUCUGAAGCUGAGAAUGAAACAGCAUUUGUUGCAUUUGCUCGUAUUUACAGUGGAUCUGUACAUAAGGGACAGCAGCUGUAUGUUUUAGGGCCUAAACAUGAUCCGGAAAAGGCUUUAAAUUCCGACAAUCCUAUAUCUGAAGAAAUUACAGUGCAUGACCUUAAUCCAGAACAACAUAUCACUUUAGCUACUGUGAAAAGUUUAUAUCUUUUAAUGGGCAAAGAACUUAUUGAAAUUACAUCAGUUCCUGCUGGCAAUGUAAUUGGCAUUGGAGGACUGGAAGAUCAUGUUUUAAAAUCGGCUACUUUAUCUAGCACAGUUGCUUGUCCCAGUUUUGUUGAUUUGCAUUCUUCAACCGUUCCAAUUGUUAGAGUUGCUGUUGAACCUACACAUCUCCGAGAAAUGCCUGACCUUGUUAAAGGACUGCGCCUCUUAAAUCAAGCUGAUCCUUGUGUUCAAGUCUUUGUUCAAGAAACUGGUGAACAUGUGCUUGUAUCAUCUGGAGAAGUUCACCUCCAACGCUGUGUCGAUGAUUUAAAGGAAAGGUUGCUGUCUCAAGAUGAACCUUCUACUGAAGACUCAGAAAGUGCAGAAUACAUUUAUCUAAAAACCUCAAAUAAAUUAUCUUGUAUUAAAAUGUGUGCAAAACCUUUGCCACCUGCAGUUACAAAAUGUUUAGAAGAUAACUCUGUGUUACUUAAAAUAAUAGAUCAAAUUUACUCAUGCCGUGGAGAAGAAGAAAGCAUUUUAACACCAGAAACAAUAAAGAGGAUAAGUGAACUGAAAAAUAAAUUAAAUGAUUAUUUUCUUGAAGCUGGAGAAGAAUGGACCUUUGCUGUUGAACAAAUUUGGUCCUUUGGACCCAGAAGAUGUGGACCAAAUAUUCUUCUCAAUCGUAUUCCUUCUUACAAACGUCCUUCUGUUUGGACAUCAAGCAAAACAGAUUCUACUGAAUCUUUGCAUUUCAGUUAUGAUAGUACUUUUAUCAGUGGUUUUCAACUUGCAACUCUUUGUGGACCCCUAUGUGAAGAACCUAUGAUGGGUGUAUGUUUCAUAGUUGAAGACUGGACUUUUGAGAAAGAUGUGUAUUUAAAUACUGUUGAAACUGCUGAAGAGGAUAUUUUAAAUGUUUCUAAAGAUGAAGAUGCUUUAAGUAAACAUUUAGAAGUAUCUGAAACUGUUAGCAUUGCUUCUAGUGGUCCUAGUAGUGCAAGUAGUACACCAUUUGGACCCUUUACUGGACAAAUAAUGUCCACAGUUAAAGAGGCAUGUAGAAGAGCUUUCCAAGCAAGACCUCAACGGUUGAUGUCGGCUAUGUAUUGUUGCAAUAUACAAGGUGAUAAACAUGCUUGUUGUUGUCAUCUUGAAAAACAAGGGUAUCGACUGCAUACUCUUCAUGAAGAUGUUGACUGA
Parasteatoda tepidariorum (common house spider) is the source of this 2922-nucleotide messenger RNA. The record is from RefSeq and is a predicted model, not a curated record. Lineage: Eukaryota; Metazoa; Arthropoda; Arachnida; Araneae; Theridiidae.